Molecule: messenger RNA, 6223 nt
Organism: Ailuropoda melanoleuca (giant panda)
Lineage: Eukaryota; Metazoa; Chordata; Mammalia; Carnivora; Ursidae
Gene: DHX34
Product: DExH-box helicase 34
Exons: 18
Coding region: 2662-6096 (1144 amino acids)
Cellular component (GO): intracellular anatomical structure
Molecular function (GO): ATP binding; helicase activity; RNA binding
Source: RefSeq, a predicted model, not a curated record
CUGCGCGGUUUUUGGCGGCGGAGGCGGCGCGUGUUGGACCGGGUUGGGUAGCUGGGGAGCGAGCCGAGGGGUGGGGAGGGAAGUUCCAACAUGAGGACACGUGUUGGAGGAGACAAGGGCCAUGGGAGAAGCGGACGGAGAUGGAGCCUGAGCGCCCCGAGAGCACCUGGGCGACACAGAGGCUCGAGAAUGGAAGAAAUGGGAGUGACGGCAAGAAGCUUGGAGAAGCUGAGGCGCCGAGAGACGGGGAGGCUGAGAAAGGACGGAAGCCUCAAACUGGGGCGAAGGGGGGCGCAAGGAACUGACGGGGUCCCCCGACAGCGCCUCGUAGAGGCUGCAGAGAAAUGUGGUCGCACCGUGCACUUGGGGGGAGGGUGGGAAAGUAGCGAACAGAAGUAGACUGAGGAAGAGGGCGGUUCAAACGGAGGAACAAGACACUCGACCUUAAAAGUUAUUUUACCGGCCCAAAUGGGUUUAUUUGGGGAUAACCGCGAGUUAAGAUUUGAGACAAGCCAGCUACAGCAAAAACCAUUGGCUAGUACAACAAAAGAGAAGAUAAUUUUCUGGAGAAGGAGGAAGUUGGGAGGGGUUGCUUUGAAUGAAAAGUCGGUUGGAGAAGAGCAAGAGUUCAGGGUGUUGAUGGUUUUUCGUUGGCUGAGUUGCUGGGGUGGUCGCUUUCUUGUAGGAGGUGCAGCUGUACCUCCUUCCCUGUUGGCGCCUGUAAUGGAUGAUUCUUCCCUGUUGCCAAUUCUGUUGGAGACUAUAAUUGACAGUUCUUCCAGUGGCUGACCUCAGGUGGUAGGGCAAGACAGCUUCCCCCAACCCUCUGGCCUCCCAGCUCCAUCUUAGUGAGAUUUCUGUUCAUUAAUGGAGAGAGACUGAUAGAGACGGAGGGAGUGGAAUAGGGAGAACCUGGCAAAAGCUGAUGGAGGGACUGAGAAAGGGGAAGAGCCCACCGAGGGAAAGAGACUUGGAGAGAAAGUGGGAGGUGGGAAGUGAGUGGGAUGGAUGGGAGCUGGGUGAUUAGGGCAGAUCAGUGAAGAGAGCCAUCUGGAGUGUGGAGAAAUGGGGCUCAAUGGAGAGAGGGUGCAUUUGGUAAUCUUGGAGAGCAAAGAGAACUGAAAAGAUAGUGUCGAGUUUAAAAAUGGGGAGAGAAGGGGCGCCUGGGUGGCACAGUGGUUGGGCGUCUGCCUUCGGCUCAGGGCGUGAUCCCGGCUUUGUGGGAUCGAGCCCCACAAUCAGGCUCUUCCGCUAUGAGUGCUUCUUCCUCUCCCACUUCCCCUGCUUGUGUUCCCUCUCUCGCUGGCUGUCUCUAUCUCUGUCAAGUAAAUAAAUGGAAUCUUAAAAAAAAAAAAUGGGGAGAGAAAGCCAGACCACGGAGAAACACUGAGAAGAUGAAUAAGUGGGAGCCUGACUCCCUAGAUUUGAAUUCCCUGCCUCACUGUGUACUUAACCUGUCGUUGGUGCAGUACAAUAGGGAGUGAUAGUAGCACUUUUUUUUUUUAAGAUUUAUUUAUUUUAGAGAAGGGGGAAGGGGCAGAGGGAGAAGGAAAGAGAGAGUCUUCAGCAACGUGGAGCUUGAUCUCACGACCCUGAGAUCAUGACCUGAACUGAAGCCAAGAGACACUUAACUGGCUGCAGCACCCAGGUGCCCCAGAGAAUAGCACCUUCUUAACACAAGGAAAGUGUAGAUGUGUGUAUGUGUGUGGUUGUGCAUGUAAAUAUAUGUGUGUGAUUUAGAAUAGUAACUGACACGUGAAGAGUGCUGUUAUUAAAGUGUCAGAACUGGGAAACGAAAUGUUGGGUGAAGAAAUGGACACGAUUAGUCAUGACGGAGAGGUAGUAAUGGAGACUGGCAAUAGGAAAGAGACAAAAAUGGAGCAUCAGAAAAAACGACUGAACGAGCAAAUAACAUAAAGAACCGACGGGGAAUGGAGAAGGCCGCUUGGAGAGAAUAUCAGACCUGAAGAUAAACGAAACGAGAGAGGGGACCAGACUAUGAGAGGGAAGAGGGCUGAGCAUGGCAAGCCCAGGGAGCUGAAAAAGGCUGAGACGUGAGGAUGGACAGCCAGAGGGGAGAGCUCGGGAAGCAGAGAAAACCACUGCAAGCCACCGCCAAGAGACCCGGAGACGGUCAGAGACACACAGAACCGAGGGGACCCAGGAAAUCUACAAGGGUCCCAGGCUCAGUAUCAACAGCAUUCGAAGGCCUUUUCCUCUUCCUGCCUCCCCGGCAACAGGAGUUCCCUAUGAAGCCACUCUAGCGUCACCCAGCCCAGGUGUUCACCGGAACCUGAUGUGCAUAGGCUGCUCCUGUGGGAAACCACUCCCGCCAGCUCACAGCUGCUUCAGCAGAAAUGCCCUUUCUGGCUCCAGUAACUCCCAGGGAUGGCCUGAGUUCCCCCUGAGACUGCAGAGAUCGAAUCUCGGAACUCUGUUCCGUGAUGACUGAAGGCAGAGCAGGCAUUCGGGCCUGAAAACCCAGGAUGGGCUGGUGUCUGUCCCAGAGAUCACUGCAGGAGUCGUGAGGGGCCCUGGGCACUUGCUCUGUCAUUGCCUGUGGUCAUCCUGGACCAUCGACGACAAGGGAGAUUGUCUCUUUGAAGGGAGAGUGGUUCCUCAUCGUAGGCCUCUCACCUGUGACUCGGAGACAGCACUGUGAUGAGCCACAGCAUGCCUCCUCCCAGAACGAAGGGGGGCGGGGAUCACCGAGGCCGACACUGGAAUCCCAGUGAGGAGGAGGCCCGCAAGAACUGGGACUGGAAUUGUCCAGAGACACGUCGCCUCUUCGAGGAAGCCUUUUUCCGUGAUGAGGAUUAUAUACGCCAGGGUUCUGAGGACUGCCAGAAGUUCUGGACCUUCUUCGAACGCUUGCAGAGAUUCCAGAGUCUCAAGGCCACCAGGAAGGGGGAGAAAGACCCCUCGCAUCCCAAGCCCAGUGUCCCAGCACUGGCUGACCUACCUCGCACGUACGACCCACGCUACCGCAUCAACCUCUCAAUCCUGGGCCCUGACACCCGGGGCUCUCGGGGGCUGGGCAGGCAGCCCCCAGAGAGAGUGUCUGAGUUCCGCCGAGCCCUGCUGCACUACCUGGACUUCGGCCAGAAGCAGGCAUUUGCGAGGUUGGCCAAACUGCAGCACGAGCGGGCAGCGCUUCCCAUCGCCCAGUACGGGAACCGCAUCCUGCAGACGCUGAAGGACCACCAGGUGGUGGUGGUGGCCGGGGACACGGGCUGUGGCAAGUCCACGCAGGUGCCCCAGUACCUGCUGGCGGCCGGCUUCAGUCACGUGGCAUGCACCCAGCCCCGGCGGAUCGCCUGCAUCUCCCUGGCCAAGCGUGUCAGCUUUGAGAGCCUCAGUCAGUAUGGCUCACAGGUUGGCUACCAGAUCCGCUUUGAGAGCACGCGGACAGCGGCCACCAAGAUCGUGUUCCUGACGGUGGGGCUGCUCCUGAGGCAGAUCCAGCGGGAGCCCAGCCUGCCCCAGUACCAGGUCCUGAUAGUGGACGAAGUCCACGAACGGCACCUCCACAACGACUUCCUCCUGGGCGUCCUCCGGCGCCUGCUGCCCGAGCGGCCGGACCUCAAGGUCAUCCUCAUGUCGGCCACCAUCAACAUCUCGCUCUUCUCCAGCUACUUCGGCCGUGCCCCCGUGGUGCAGGUGCCCGGGAGGCUGUUCCCCAUCACGGUCGUGUACCAGCCACAGGAAGCGGAGCCAGCAGCGUCCAAGUCCGAGAAGCUGGACCCUCGGCCUUUCCUCCGGGUGCUGGAGGCCAUUGACAAUAAGUACCCGCCCGAGGAGCGCGGCGACCUCCUGGUCUUCCUCAGCGGCAUGGCGGAGAUCAGCUCGGUCCUCGAGGCCGCCCAGGCCUACGCCGGCCGCACGCAGCGCUGGGUGGUGCUGCCGCUGCACAGCGCCCUCUCCGUGGCCGACCAGGACAAGGUAUUUGAUGUGGCCCCCCCUGGAGUUCGGAAAUGCAUCCUCUCCACCAACAUCGCCGAGACCUCCGUCACCAUUGAUGGGAUCCGCUUUGUAGUAGAUUCUGGGAAGGUGAAGGAGAUGGGCUACGACCCGCAGGCCAAGCUGCACCGGCUCCAGGAGUUCUGGAUCAGUCAGGCCAGCGCAGAGCAGCGGAAGGGCCGGGCCGGCCGCACGGGCCCUGGCGUCUGCUUCCGCCUCUACGCCGAAUCCGACUACGAUGCCUUCGCCCCCUACCCCGUGCCUGAGAUCCGGAGGGUAGCGCUGCACGCGCUCGUGCUGCAGAUGAAGAGCAUGACCGUGGGGGACCCGCGAACCUUCCCUUUCAUUGAGCCCCCGCCACCAGCCAGCCUGGAAACGGCCAUCCUCUACCUCCGGGACCAGGGGGCCCUGGACAGCUCCGAGGCCCUCACCCCCAUUGGGUCCCUGCUGGCCCAGCUGCCCGUGGAUGUGGUGAUUGGGAAGAUGCUGAUCCUGGGCUCCAUGUUCCACCUGGCGGAGCCCGUGCUCACCAUCGCGGCUGCCCUCAGCGUCCAGUCGCCCUUCACCCGCAGUGCCCAGAGCCACCCAGAGUGUGCGGCGGCACGGCGGCCCCUGGAGAGUGACCAGGGGGACCCCUUCACGCUCUUCAACAUCUUCAACGCCUGGGUGCAGGUGAAAUCCGAACGGAGCAGAAACUCACGCAAGUGGUGCCGCCACCGAGGCGUAGAGGAGCACCGGCUAUACGAGAUGGCCAACCUGCGGCGCCAGUUCAAGGAGCUGUUGGAGGACCACGGGCUGCUGGCCCGGGCGCAGGCCGCAAUGUCAGGCGACAGCUUCCGCCGGCUGCAGGAGCGCCGGGAGCGCAGGGCGUUGUACCGCCUGAAGCGGCAGCACGAGGAGAGCGGGGGGCGCCGGCGCAAGGUGCUGCGGCUGCGGGAGGACCUGGACGGUGGCUCCAGCAACGAGGACCAGGGGGCCGGUGACGGCGUGGACAUCCAGGACGUGAAGUUUCAGCUGCGACACAGCCUGGAUCAGCUGCAGGCGGCCACCGGCUCAGCCCAGGACCUGACGCGGGAGCAGAUGGCCCUGCUCAAGCUGGUGCUGGGCCGGGGCCUCUACCCGCAGCUCGCCGUCCCGGACCCGUUCAAUAGCAGCCGCAAGGACUCGGACCAGAUUUUCCACACGCAGUCCAAGCAGGGCACCGUGCUGCACCCCACCUGCAUCUUCGCCAGCAGCCCUGAGGUACUGCACACGCAGGAGCCGGAGGCCAGGGGUGGCGAAGUGAGCCGAGAUGACAAGGACAAGCUGAGCAGCCGACACCAGCUCCUCGCCUUCGUCUCCCUGCUGGAGACCAACAAGCCCUACCUGGUGAACUGCGUCCGCGUCCCCGCACUGCAGUCCCUCCUCCUGUUCAGCCGGUCCCUGGACACCAACGGUGACUGCUCGCGCCUGGUAGCUGACGGCUGGCUGGAGCUCCAGCUUGCGGACAGUGAGAGCGCUGUCCGGCUUCUGGCAGCUUCUGUGCGGCUCCGGGCCCACUGGGAGAGCAUCCUGGACCGGCAGCUGGCCCGUCAGGCCCAGCAGCGGCGGCCGGAGGCGGACCAGGAGGAGGCGGCGGGAGCUCCGGCGGACCGCAAGGAGGUGGCAGACCUGAGCAGGGACCUGCUGCAGUUUGUGGCGUCCAAGGUUCCCUAUAGCCUCCGGCGGCUCACGGGGCUGGAAGUCCAGAGCCUGUAUGUGGGACCCCAGACCAUCACCACAGCCCCCAGUCUCCCCGGCCUCUUCGGCAGUUCUCCCCUGUCCCCCCACCCCACCAAAGGGGGCUACGCGGUCACGGACUUUCUCACCUACAACUGCCUUGCGAGCGACACAGACCUGUACAGCGACUGUCUCCGCACCUUCUGGACCUGCCCCCACUGUGGCCUGCACAUGCCCUUGACGCCCUUGGAGCGCAUUGCCCACGAGAACACAUGCCCCGAGGCCCCGCAGGACAGCCCCCCAGGGGCUGAGGAAGCCGCCCCCGAGCCCCUCCAGAAGACAUCUGCCCUGCAGAGGCCCUACCACUGCGAGGCCUGCCAGAAGGACUUUCUGUUCACACCCACAGAGGUGCUGAGACACCGGAGGCAGCACAUGUGAGCCGGGCCGGGAGCCCUGCCUGUCAGCCCGCCCAGGACCAGGACUCCUGCCCGACCCCGCAGCCUGGAUGCAGCCCAGCGUGGGGGGCGUGUGAAUCUGUGAAUAAAGUCUCUUACGUGCACUCUGA